This is a messenger RNA of Pseudogymnoascus destructans, 1668 nucleotides long. RefSeq lists its product as uncharacterized. The record is from RefSeq and is a predicted model, not a curated record. The transcript is spliced from 4 exons. Gene Ontology annotation, biological process: endosome to lysosome transport; protein transport; protein modification process. Gene Ontology annotation, cellular component: ESCRT I complex. Bases 34 to 1668 code for a protein of 544 amino acids. Gene Ontology annotation, molecular function: ubiquitin binding. Lineage: Eukaryota; Fungi; Ascomycota; Leotiomycetes; Thelebolales; Thelebolaceae.
UGAUUGUUGUGCCUCGAGACAGCUUCAGGAAUCAUGGCUGCAGUUCAGCAACGCGUCUUAAACUGGCUAUACAGCGUGCUUACAAGUGAAUACCAAGAUGUCAACCGGACCUAUCAUGACGUGGCCCAGGCCCUUUCGCAUUACUCCAGUUUAAGUCCAAAGACAGAAGUUUAUACUUAUGAAAACGGCGUAUCUGAGCUCCUGCUUCAACUAUCAGGCACUCUGCCCGUCGCAUUUCGAGGGACGACCUAUCGCUUCCCAGUUACAGUAUGGAUACCCCACCAAUACCCACGGGAUGAGCCUGUGGUAUACGUUUCUCCUGCAGAGGGCAUGAUGGUGAGGGCUGGCCAACACGUUGAUCCGCAAGGGCGCGUUUAUCAUCCAUAUCUGGCUGGAUGGGCAGAAUUUUAUGAUAAAUCUAACAUACUCGACUUCCUCGCUAUAUUACGAGAUGUAUUUGCGAAAGAGCCUCCUGUGGUCUCCCGACAAUCACAGAGUACUCCUGUUGCUUCUCCACGACCGAUACCUCCACCAGUUCCACCUCUUCCACCGGACAUGACAAAAUCUCCAAUCCCUCACCAAAACGCUGGUGGUGCUCCCCAGCCUCCGCCACCUCCCCCAAAACAGCACGAACCCAUCGUACAGCGACCUCAAGCCCAGCCUCAACCGCCACAAACAGUCAACUCAGGGCCGCCAUUGCCCCCUCCUCCUCCUCCAUCUGCCAAUUCACGGUCAGCUCAGCCACCCAUCCCUCACCCUGACCAGUACACCUCCAACGCACCUCAGCGCCAAAGUAACCUUCGUUAUGAGUCUGCUCCUCCACUGCCUCCGCAACCUCAGUUUCAUACAGGACAGCACUACCAGAGCCCACCCCGCGACCCCCGGCAAGCACCUCCCCUCCAUGGCGCACCAUAUGGAGCGCCUCCAACACAACACUAUCAACAACCUACAAACCAACCCCAACUACCCCCACAAUACCCGCAACAACAUCAAUCCUGGCAACAGCAACAGCAACAGCAACCGCCCACCCCCCAACCCCAACCCCAACCCCAACCCAAAGCCCCCAUCCCUGACCUCCUCGACGACACCACCCCCCUUCCCCAACAAGCGGCAGCCGCCCCAGCACCCCCCAUCCCACCCAACCCCCAAAAAGACGCCCUCCUCCACACCCUCGCUGUCGCCCUCCACUCCGUGCGCCAAAAAACCGCUUCCCGAAACAUCGACACCAAACACUCCCUGUCCGCACAACACACCGCCAUGCUCACCGCCUUACACGCCCUGCAGUCCGAGACGGCGCAGCUCGAAGCCCUUGAAGGGGCAUUGUCAUCCAACUCCGCGUCGUUGAAUAGCUCCUUAGCGUCCGCCGACGCGCUGAUCAAGCGCGCGCCGCAGAUGACGCCGCCGAGUAUCGAUGAUUUGCUCGUGGCGCCGACAGCGGUGGCGAAUCAACUAUAUGAUGCUGUGGCGGAGGAGCGGGCGCUGGGGGAUACGAUUUUUGUGCUUGGGCGCGCGGUGGAGAAGGGGCGCGUGGCGCCGCAGACGUUUGUUAAGGUUACGAGAGGGCUGGCGAGGGAAUGGUGGUUGAAGAAGGUGUUGGUGCGGAAGUGUGCGAGGGGACUGGGAUUGGAUGAUGGGAGUGGAUGGGGUCGGGAAGCAGGUAGGGCUUAG